Lactuca sativa (garden lettuce) is the source of this 637-nucleotide messenger RNA. RefSeq lists its product as uncharacterized. The record is from RefSeq and is a predicted model, not a curated record. Lineage: Eukaryota; Viridiplantae; Streptophyta; Magnoliopsida; Asterales; Asteraceae. Gene Ontology annotation, cellular component: mitochondrion. Gene Ontology annotation, biological process: mitochondrial transmembrane transport.
UAAUAGAGAUGUUGGUAGCUUUUGUUCCACGCUAGGAAUCACGCACCCUGUGAUUCUAACACCUUCCACCGUCUUCACCAUGAAAACUAAAACCAAUUCAACAGCACCACAAUUUCCCUCUUCGUGGUGUUUAAUCAAACACUUGAUCUCCAUUCAUGUGAACGAAAGAAGCAAUUGAAGGAAUGUGGUAGCUGUUCAAAGGCAUAACAUCAUCAUCAUCUGAUCUGAAGUUGAAUUAGCGAAAAACUUUCAGCAGAUAUGCCCAAUCAAAAUUCUUCUUCAUUUCAAUCGAAUCAGACAACGUCUUCGUCGCCUGACUUCAAUUUGAGUUUAUCAGAAAGGGCGUUUGCCGCAGCUGGAGCCGCUUUUCUAUCUGCAGUUAUAGUAAAUCCUCUCGAUGUCGCAAAGGCAUUUAAAGAUGGCCAACAACAUGGAACAAAUUAAGCUUCCUGGAGUUGGGGUUGUUUCUGCAGACACAAACACCACGAAGAACCUUAAUAAUAAUAAUAAUAAUAAUAGCAGCUCAUUUCGAUUCUUAUGGACGGGUCUUGGGGCACAACUAUCUCGUGAUGUUCCAUUUUCUGCGGUUUGCUGGGUUACCCUGGAACCAGUGAGGAGGCGGAUACUAGGAAUGUUG